UCUAGCAGGGGAGAAAUUUGAGGAAGUGACUUGUUGGAAAUGUGGCGUCCUAUGACAGUGCUACGUUGAAAGUCACUGAGCUAUUCAGUAAGGCCGUUCUACUGCCAAUGUUUGUCUAUUGAGAGUGCAUGGCUGUGUGCUCAAUUUUUCUACACCUGUAAGUAAUGGGUGUGGCGGAAAUAGCUGAAUCCACUAGUUUGAAGGGGUAUCCGCAUAUUUUUGUAUAUGUAGUGUGUACUGUACUCGUGAUAUGUACUGUGCUAGUAAUAUGAUAGUGUGUGUAUAAUAUAAUGUACUAGUGAAUGAGAUAUAGUAUAUGUAUUAGUAAUAUUAUAUAGUGUCCUGAGUGUUUCUGUCCAGGUCUGAUGGGGUGUGUUUGUGUUUCCCGAACAAAACAACAAGCAGCAAUUGCCCCUGCUCUCCUGGACAUGUGAACACAUGUCCCUGGGGACAUGAAGUACACUACUCUAGAGCAGAGCCUUAUGAGGCAGCCCUAUGAAGCUCGGGCCAAAGUACUGAACUAUGUAGGGAAUAGAUUUCCAUUUGAGAUCUGCCUCCAGGGAUCUGACUAAUUCUGCUGUUAUCUUUUUAAGCUUCUCUUGCCAGUGUUAAAUUGAUAGUUUUUUUUAUUGUGCGUUUUAAUUUAUAUUUGAUUAUUGUUAUGCUAUUUUACAUGCACAGUACUUUACAGAAUUUGUCAUGAUAGAAAAUGAAUGUGAUGUCCUUCCUGAUUUUAGGUCUAUAUUUAAAUAGCUCAUAAGAAGUGUUCUCUCAUUUUAACCCUUUAGAUCCAGGAGCUGCUGUUCAUCUCAAUGUAUUUAUCUAACCUUAACUACCCCUUAUAGACUGGCCUCUGACUGUAUUUAUCUGAAGUAGAACCGAGCAAUAGGUCUGGAUGAAGGUUAUGUUUAUACAACUAAAGAAUCCUGUCAUUUCAAGUCUGGGGAAUGUCGUCUACUGUGUUAUCUUCUACUUCCCCCUAGCUCUGAUCCAUACUGUCACUACGUUCUCUACUGCCCCUAGCUCUGGUCUAUACUGUCACUACAUUAUCUACUACCCCCUAGCUCUGGUCCAUUUUGUCACUACAUUCUCUACUACCCCCUAGCUGUGGUCCAUGUUGUCACUACAUCCUCUACUGCCCCCUAGCUCUGGUCCACAAUGUCACUACAUUCUCUACUUCCCCCUAGCUCUGGUCCAUACUGUCACUACAUUCUCUACUUCCCCCUAGCUCUGGUCCAUACUGUCACUACAUCAUCUACUACCCCCUAGCUCUGGUCCAUGCUGUCACUACAUUCUCUACUGCCCCCUAGCUCUGGUCUAUACUGUCACUACAUUCUCUACUGCCCCCUAGCUCUGGUCUAUACAUCCCUGCUACUCGGAGCAUGUAACAGACCUUAUGAGAAUAUAAAGCCCAUUGGAUCAACUGACAGUAAAGUGUAGCAUCAAUCUUCAUGCCUGGUUUAACUGUCAUUUAAUAGGAUCUCUAUGGGUUUACCUUUCAAACAUGAUAGUUGUAAAGGUUUUGUUAAAUGUACCCAGCUGUUUAAUAUUUACUAUUUUAACCAUGCUUAUUCAUUGGUAUUCACAAUAAAACUAAAAGCCAAAUAUCCAGAAUAUUGUGGUUUACUAUGAUUUCUGUAUGACUGGCUUUUCUUUUUACACAGAUCAUGUUCUAGGUUGAUAGGUCAUGUAGUUGACAUGGGUAAUGGUCUAGGUUGAUAGGUCAUGUAGGUGACAUGGGUAAUGGUCUAGGUUGAUAGGUCAUGUAGGUGACAUGGGUAAUGGUCUAGGUUGAUAGGUCAUGUAGUUGACAUGGGUAAUGGUCUAGGUUGAUAGGUCAUGUAGGUGACAUGGGUAAUGGUCUAGGUUGAUAGGUCAUGUAGGUGACAUGGGUAAUGGUCUAGGUUGAUAGGUCAUGUAGGUGACAUGGGUAAUGGUCUAGGUUGAUAGGUCAUGUAGGUGACAUGGGUAAUGGUCUAGGUUGAUAGGUCAUGUAGUUGACAUGGGUAAUGGUCUAGGUUGAUAGGUCAUGUAGGUGACAUGGGUAAUGGUCUAGGUUGAUAGGUCAUGUAGUUGACAUGGGUAAUGGUCUAGGUUGAUAGGUCAUGUAGGUGACAUGGGUAAUGGUCUAGGUUGAUAGGUCAUGUAGGUGACAUGGGUAAUGGUCUAGGUUGAUAGGUCAUGUAGGUGACAUGGGUAAUGGUCUAGGUUGAUAGGUCAUGUAGGUGACAUGGGUAAUGGUCUAGGUUGAUAGGUCAUGUAGGUGACAUGGGUAAUGGUCUAGGUUGAUAGGUCAUGUAGUUGACAUGGGUAAUGGUCUAGGUUGAUAGGUCAUGUAGGUGACAUGGUUGAUAGGUCAUGUAGGUGACAUGGGUAAUGGUCUAGGUUGAUAGGUCAUGUAGUUGACAUGGGUAAUGGUCUAGGUUGAUAGGUCAUGUAGGUGACAUGGGUAAUGGUCUAGGUUGAUAGGUCAUGUAGGUGACAUGGGUAAUGGUCUAGGUUGAUAGGUCAUGUAGGUGACAUGGGUAAUGGUCUAGGUUGAUAGGUCAUGUAGUUGACAUGGGUAAUGGUCUAGGUUGAUAGGUCAUGUAGUUGACAUGGGUAAUGGUCUAGGUUGAUAGGUCAUGUAGUUGACAUGGGUAAUGGUCUAGGUUGAUAGGUCAUGUAGUUGACAUGGGUAAUGGUCUAGGUUGAUAGGUCAUGUAGUUGACAUGGGUAAUGGUCUAGGUUGAUAGGUCAUGUAGUUGAUAUGGGUAAUGGUCUAGGUUGAUAGGUCAUGUAGUUGACAUGGGUAAUGGUCUAGGUUGAUAGGUCAUGUAGGUGACAUGGGUAAUGGUCUAGGUUGAUAGGUCAUGUAGUUGACAUGGGUAAUGGUCUAGGUUGAUAGGUCAUGUAGUUGACAUGGGUAAUGGUCUAGGUUGAUAGGUCAUGUAGGUGACAUGGGUAAUGGUCUAGGUUGAUAGGUCAUGUAGUUGACAUGGGUAAUGGUCUAGGUUGAUAGGUCAUGUAGGUGACAUGGGUAAUGGUCUAGGUUGAUAGGUCAUGUAGUUGACAUGGGUAAUGGUCUAGGUUGAUAGGUCAUGUAGUUGACAUGGGUAAUGGUCUAGGUUGAUAGGUCAUGUAGGUGACAUGGGUAAUGGUCUAGGUUGAUAGGUCAUGUAGUUGACAUGGGUAAUGGUCUAGGUUGAUAGGUCAUGUAGGUGACAUGGGUAAUGGUCUAGGUUGAUAGGUCAUGUAGUUGACAUGGGUAAUGGUCUAGGUUGAUAGGUCAUGUAGGUGACAUGGGUAAUGGUCUAGGUUGAUAGGUCAUGUAGUUGACAUGGGUAAUGGUCUAGGUUGAUAGGUCAUGUAGUUGACAUGGGUAAUGGUCUAGGUUGAUAGGUCAUGUAGUUGACAUGGGUAAUGGUCUAGGUUGAUAGGUCAUGUAGUUGACAUGGGUAAUGGUCUAGGUUGAUAGGUCAUGUAGGUGACAUGGGUAAUGGUCUAGGUUGAUAGGUCAUGUAGUUGACAUGGGUAAUGGUCUAGGUUGAUAGGUCAUGUAGGUGACAUGGGUAAUGGUCUAGGUUGAUAGGUCAUGUAGUUGACAUGGGUAAUGGUCUAGGUUGAUAGGUCAUGUAGGUGACAUGGGUAAUGGUCUAGGUUGAUAGGUCAUGUAGUUGACAUGGGUAAUGGUCUAGGUUGAUAGGUCAUGUAGUUGACAUGGGUAAUGGUCUAGGUUGAUAGGUCAUGUAGUUGACAUGGGUAAUGGUCUAGGUUGAUAGGUCAUGUAGUUGACAUGGGUAAUGGUCUAGGUUGAUAGGUCAUGUAGUUGACAUGGGUAAUGGUCUAGGUUGAUAGGUCAUGUAGUUGACAUGGGUAAUGGUCUAGGUUGAUAGGUCAUGUAGGUGACAUGGGUAAUGGUCUAGGUUUAUAGGUAAUGUAGCUGACAUGGGUAAUGUUCUAGGUUGGGAUAUAUAAUCUAGUUGACACUGGUAAUGUUAAACAAUAUUUUCCCCCUUAGUACAGUAUGGGAGUGCUUUUUGUGACCCCAUAAAAAGUUGAGCGUGACUACCUUAUUGCCUUAGUAAUAAAAGUAUACAAUUUCCUGAGUCGUAUGAUGUUGCGUAGUGAUGUGUAAGCAGUGUUGGUGAGCAGAGUCCACAGGAGGGUUCACUGGUUUCUGCUCCAGUCAGACAGAACAGGAGUAGUUUCAGUCCAGACAGAGAACAGGAGUAGUUUCAGAACAGACUGAGAAUUGAAAGGGUUUCAGACCAGACUGGUGUUAAAGGAAGGGGCUGUAUCUAAACCCUGGGGAACAAGGGUUAAAGACAUGCCAUCAGGGCGGAUGAUCAAGCUGGUGGUGUACGAGGUGUUACAGGUCGCUUGUCUCAGUGUUCCAAUGUUUGUGGUGAUGGAGAGGUUUGCUUCCCUGAUGCUCCAUGUCAGAGGAGAUCUGACUGCCUAUUGGUUGGUGGUAGCAGCUUCCAUAGCCUACGUUACCUCUGUAUCUCUGCUGGUCUGGGUUCCACUCCGGUACUUUGUCCUCAAGCAGCGCACGGUCAUCACAGACAUCACGCAGUGGAGACCAACAACAUUGGCCUAUGUGAUUCUGUGCACGUUACCAUGCUUCUCUAUUCUGAUCGCCGGUUCCAAGGUGCAGGUGGAUAAGGGACCCCAGUACAGACAGGACCACUUCUCUGAGCUGCCCAUCUCUCUUGUGCUCUUCUCUCUCAUCUGUGUGGAUAUCAUCGAGAGGAUCCGGCCGUGCUGCCUCACUGGGCAAGCAGACCGUAUGGAAAUGGAUCUGGACAUGCCGGGUCCUGUUCUGACCCACCUGGAGCAGGUGAACAGCGUGUCGGGCCAACUGUACUAUGAGAGGGGGCAGAACGGGGUGUUGGGGAACGGUUCUGGUACAGGGAGGUGGAGAGACCAGGAAGCAGUCGGCUCACGACCAACCAGCGCGGCCUACCUAUACUCGUCACACUCCCACUCUGGCCCGCUCCGUGUCCUGUGGUCCCAGGAUAUGAGGUCAGAGGUGAUUGUUCACAGCUUCCUGUUCUGGAUGGAUGUGGUGGAGCUGGUGCGCGUGGCGGGGAUUCCAGAUGUGUUUUACUCUGGCUGGGUGUUUGCUGUCUACAUCCUGGCAUUUCUGUCCUGUCUCCGUCUGGCAGUGACGCCUCACAGCGCUCUACUGCCAUCAGCUGGCUUUUUCCUGCAGGACCUGCCUUUCCUGCUGCUGCGCCUCGCUCUGAUCUCUGUCCACGGCUACAUCACACCCCUGCUUUACCCAAUGAAGAACCUGUUGGUCUGCCUUACAUUCACCUACUUCAACUUCCUGACCAAGCUCCGCCUCUUCCGCAGAGAUAGCAUGUUCUAGUCUUGCCCACCAGACACUCUCUCUCUGUCGAGACGUCUGGUUUCACAGCGCCUCAGAACUGGACUUGACGGGGAGUCUAUGGCAGGACCAGUGAAAACAGAAGUGGUGUAAAGUACAUUUUAUCUGUACUUUUAUUUACUAUUUAUGUUUUUGACAACUUUUACUCCACUACAUUCCUAAAGAAAAUAAUGUACUUUUUACUCCUUACAUUUUGCCUGACACCCAAAAGUACACAUCACAUUUUGAAUGCUUAGCUGCACAGGAUA
Molecule: messenger RNA, 5622 nt
Organism: Oncorhynchus mykiss (rainbow trout)
Lineage: Eukaryota; Metazoa; Chordata; Actinopteri; Salmoniformes; Salmonidae
Gene: tmem236
Product: transmembrane protein 236
Source: RefSeq, a predicted model, not a curated record